GGGAAAUCUUUGUGGAAUUGAUGCUGUAUUACCUGACUUCUGUAUGUUGUCAUCUUGUGCACUCCUGGUCCCUACCAAAAUCCGUUGCGUUCAUCCCCUGAUCUGCCAUUCUUCUCGUUCCUUCAUGGAUUUGAAGGCUCUUCUUGCCUCCUUGAAUGACUUUGCGUCCCUUUCAUUUGCUGAGAGUUGGGACAAUGUUGGAUUACUGGUGGAACCAAGUCCACCCCAUACUGUGAACACUCUCUUCCUAACCAAUGACCUGACUGAGGAAGUGAUGGAGGAAGCUCUGCAAAAGAAGGCAGAUCUCAUUCUCUCCUACCAUCCACCAAUUUUUCGACCCAUGAAGCGCAUAACCUGGCAAACCUGGAAGGAACGCUUGGUAAUUCGGGCCCUGGAGAACAGAGUCGGAAUCUACUCUCCUCACACAGCUUAUGAUGCUGCACCCCAGGGAGUUAACAGCUGGUUGGCAAAAGGACUUGGAGUUUGCACCUCCAGGCCGAUACAUCCUUCCAAAGCUCCCAACUUCCCGACGGAGGGAACGCACAGAGUAGAAUUCAAUGUCAGCCAUAGCCAGGACCUGGACAAAGUCAUGGCUACAGUGAGAGGAAUUGCCAAUGUUUCUGUUACGUCUCUUUCGGCUAGUACGGAUGAAGAAGAAACACGGGUCAGUCUGAACUGUAAUCAGCAGGCUUUGAUGCAAGUGGUGGAUUUUCUUUCACAGAACAGACAACUUUAUCAAAAGACUGAAAUUCUGUCGCUGGAAAAGCCUCCGCUUCUGCAUACUGGAAUGGGACGGUUAUGCACCCUGGAUGAAUCUGUCUCCUUGGCAACCAUGAUUGAACGAAUCAAACAGCACCUCAAGCUACCUCAUGUUCGCCUUGCUCUUGGGGCAGGAAAGACUUUAGAGUCUCAAGUGAAAGUGGUGGCUUUGUGUGCUGGCUCGGGGAGCAGUGUUCUGCAGGGAGCAAAGGCUGAUCUUUACCUCACAGGUGAGAUGUCCCAUCAUGAUGUUUUGGAUGCUGCAUCUCAAGGAAUAAAUGUUAUCCUUUGUGAACACAGCAACACUGAACGAGGCUUUCUUUCUGAUCUUCGAGAUAUGCUAGGUGCCCACUUGGAGAAGAAUAAGAUUAAUAUUGUCCUGUCAGAAAGAGACAGAGACCCUCUUCAUGUAAUAUAACACAUACAGGAACAAUAGAAUGACACAAUCUGCAAUUUGAUUGGCUCUCAACUUCAAUGCACGACACAAUAGUGCAGUUGCUGUUAUGAAAGAAUGUCUUAGGUGUACAUUGUGAUCAUAGUGUAGUAUAAGUAGAUACUCAACUAUAAAACUACAUCUGCAACUUACAAAGUUUAUAAGUUAAUGUUUCCUCAAAAAAAAUGUACAUUUUCAUUUUUGUUAAUUUUUACUGAGUGUUCUAUAGUUCAUAAACACUACCAUGAAAGAACAAAUGUUGAUUA
This is a messenger RNA of Sorex fumeus (smoky shrew), 1458 nucleotides long. It is a transcript of the gene NIF3L1, whose product is annotated as NGG1 interacting factor 3 like 1. Lineage: Eukaryota; Metazoa; Chordata; Mammalia; Eulipotyphla; Soricidae. Bases 44 to 1177 code for a protein of 377 amino acids. The transcript has 7 exons. The record is from RefSeq and is a predicted model, not a curated record. Gene Ontology annotation, cellular component: cytoplasm; mitochondrion.